This is a messenger RNA of Aspergillus melleus, 1803 nucleotides long. RefSeq lists its product as uncharacterized. Bases 1 to 1803 code for a protein of 600 amino acids. The transcript has 3 exons. The record is from RefSeq and is a predicted model, not a curated record. NCBI's taxonomy places the organism in Eukaryota, Fungi, Ascomycota, Eurotiomycetes, Eurotiales, Aspergillaceae.
AUGCCGCCGAACAAAGGUGCCACCGGGCGCAAAAAGGAUGCGAUUCAUUUCGUCAAUGCCAGACCCUCCUCCGAGAACGAGCGACUUCGCAUCCGCCGCCUCGUUCGCGCUCAUGUAGGACAAUGGAUCUCCGACCAGACCAAGGACCGAUCGGACACCGCAGAGACCCAAUUGAAGGAACAUCAUGAGAAAUCCGUCGAUCUCGACACGGAGGAAACGCUCUUUCCCUCAUCUUCGCCGUCGGGUUCGUCGUCCCGCUCGCCGGAAUCCAACACCUCCAAUAGCACCUCGCUUGUUCGAACCAUCGAUCAGAAGAAUGCGCGCCAGACCACCCCGAAAGCUCGUGCCUGCCCCGUACAUACCGAUGCCAUGGCUAGCACAUUCGAUAGCAGCUUCGACCACAACAAGUUGGCCCGGGGAUCACUGUCCAUGUCCGACAGUCCUAGCCCGUCCCCGCCUGGAGAAUAUGUGGAGUCCUUUGGUGCCAAUGUCCUAGACCCUUUUCACACCUCUCCUUCCAAAUAUGCGCCCGAUCUGGUCAGCGCAUGUGAGCGAUACUGUCUGAAUGUCUUGUGGCCUGGACUAACGCCCGGCCACGGCAACGAUGACUCCAGCGUGCUGGCUAGUUCGAAUUGGUUUCCUCUCUCUCUUAAUGACCCGACGUUGUUUACCGCGUUUCUUUUCGGCUCCCUGUCGCAUCAGAGAGUGCAGUGGAUCAAUGGCUGGAUCCCGAAGGACUCCUUUCGACCCCGGGACCAGCAGCUGCUUCAGCUGUGUGAGUUCGAGACCAUCAAAAUGAUCAACCAACAGGUCAGCAUUCCAGGUCGAGCCGUGUGCGAUGCCGUGAUUCUCAGCGUUAUCUGCAUGGCACACAACGCAGCCGACGAGAACGACGAGCGCCUACAGCGGCGGACCCCAUUCCACGCGCCGAUGCGAAGAUUGCAAUGGCUGGAUGUCUACGGAAGCCUCCCGCCGAAUAUUGUGCACGUGGAAGGAUUGGUUCAAAUGGUCAAACUCCGUGGUGGCUUGGAGCAGAUCACACUCCCCGGAUUGGCCCCGAUCUUAUCAUUUUCCGACAUUGUAACUGCGACAACCUAUCUGGUCCCGCCGGUCUUCUCGUACAUCCCCCUGAGUGACGAUCGAAGGAACAUGUCUCUACAGACGUUACUCGGCUACGACCCGGUCGAGGUGGAGCGACAGUACGGUCAUCUACGACAGCUUGGCCUCACGGAAGAAUUACUGAACCUCUUCUAUGCUAUGCGGGUGUACAUGAACAAUGUGGAUGGGAUUCUGCAUAAAACGAUCAAGGGUGACAAUGCACUGCUCGCCGACCAGCGCAACUUGAUCCAGCAUACCCUCCAGGCUCUGCCUCCGGCCAUCCAGACCGAAGCGUAUCCGUCAUUCCCUGACCAGGGAGUUGUCUACGAAGCGAGUCGUCUUGCAGCACUCGUCUACAGUGUGGGCGUCGUCUUUCCUCUGCCCGCGCAGAGCUCGCCACUGGCCCGGUUAGCCCUGUUCCUGAGAGGAACCAUUAACAACUGGCGGUCCAAACCCACCUGGACGCAUCCUCAAGCUCUCGUGUUGAUCUUAUGGGCCUUGACCCUGGGUGGAAUCGCCUCGGACAACCGGCCGGAACGAGAAUGGUUUGUGCAAGUCCUGGGUCAAACGCUCCGAGAACACCAUAUUUCCACCUGGGCUGAGCUCCGCACCAUGCUAAGGAUGAUCCUGUGGUACGACACAGCCUGCGAUGAAGCGGGUCGAGCACUAUUGUUCGAAAUUGAGAUGGCAUUCAUGUCUUUUUGA